Messenger RNA from Lates calcarifer (barramundi perch), 1316 nucleotides. RefSeq lists its product as uncharacterized. The coding region runs from base 605 to 1072 and encodes 155 amino acids. Gene Ontology annotation, molecular function: RNA binding. NCBI's taxonomy places the organism in Eukaryota, Metazoa, Chordata, Actinopteri, Centropomidae. The transcript is spliced from 5 exons. The record is from RefSeq and is a predicted model, not a curated record.
CCCCUGUCUGAAAACUUUGUGUCCUUUAUCUGAUUGGCCCAAAUACUACAAGUACUUUUCUGCGUAAUUCAUCUGAACACACACAAGUAAUAAUAAUCACUUUUGAUGGAGUAUUUAAUUAAGAUUUUGGACUUUUUUGUGAUGUUUCCUACCAAAAAAAUGGACUAUCAGCAUAUAAAUCUAUGCAUGUGUGCCACACAUUCAUCCAGUGGAAUGGGAUAAAACACAUAUUCACAUAACAGACACACACAUACAAUACAUCUGCUCUCCUGUUCAGCUCCCAAGUUUCCACACUUUCCUGACAAAAAUAUAAAACUCUAAAACUCUUUUUGAUUAUUAGCACAAUACACAGGCUGAGAAUUUGUUUUGCAGUCUACCUUAAUAGAAUAUUUGGGGAUUAGCAAAUAUUCCGUCCUGGCUGCAGAACAAGUUGGGUAACAUUCCAAUCAUUUUGGUGAACAUCAUGAGAAAAAUACAAGUGGGAGGUGAUUUCCUUGUUGUGACACAGAAGGACACUAUAAAAAUCCACUUUGCCACAGGUGUCUCUCGACUUCUAAUUGGACUACUUUGAAGAGCAGGUUCGCCUCACCUCAACAUUGCAAAAAUGACCUCCAAUAACGUAGAAGUGAGGACUGCUAAAAGAAGAGUGCACAUCAGUCUUCCAAAGAAAUACAUGUCCAGCUUGGCUGAACAUUAUGAACUGGAGCAUGGAUUGGUUGUAAAAGAUCUGAACCUCUAUUUAAAUGAAGGAUAUGUACGAGCUUACUUCAGAGAAUGGGGCACUGUCACUGCCUGUAAGGUUAGGAGGUGCCCCAACUUGGAGAAAAAUAAGGCAAUGGCCUAUGUGAGGUUUGCUACAGAGGAUGAAGCAGACAGAGCAGACUGGGCUGGUCCUCACUAUAUUGGAGGCCUUGAAGUAGACGUCAAACGAGUUGUUAGUCCAAAGAUGGAGGAGGAGGAUACAGGCGAUGAGCUCGCCACAGCCCCUGUUAUAAGUCGACCACGGCGUUCAAUGGGUCUGGGCUACAUCCUGGAAGAUGCUCAGUGGUUAGAUGAUGAUUUGGAUGAGUAAACAAAUACAUGGCAACAUGGAAACACACACUGUUUCAGAAGAUAUGUUUAAUGACAGUUUUCUACCUUCGAUGAAUAAUAAAGCUGUUUUUAUAACAGUGUGUUGUUUGAAAUAGCCUGUAAAUAAGAUACUCACUCUCUUCGUGUAACCAUUGCGAACACUGUGAAAAAUAACCUAAGUGAUUGCUUCUCAUCUUUGUUCUAAUGCUGUGAAACUGACUUUUUAAAUAAACGAAAGAAUGGUC